Molecule: messenger RNA, 2412 nt
Organism: Pipistrellus kuhlii (Kuhl's pipistrelle)
Lineage: Eukaryota; Metazoa; Chordata; Mammalia; Chiroptera; Vespertilionidae
Gene: ART3
Product: ADP-ribosyltransferase 3 (inactive)
Exons: 10
Coding region: 280-1425 (381 amino acids)
Molecular function (GO): NAD+ poly-ADP-ribosyltransferase activity; NAD+-protein-arginine ADP-ribosyltransferase activity
Source: RefSeq, a predicted model, not a curated record
AUCUGUACUCUGGAAAGAUGAGACAAAGAGAAGAAAUAAGCUUUUAGCUUCCAGUGAUUGAAGAUUUGAAAAAUAGUUAUAAUUCAAUUUACUUGGCUUUUAAACUGUGCCUGUUCAUGCUGAUGAGAUACAGGCUGUCUAUAUCUUUUUCCUGGAGUUGGAUAGCUUUCCAUUGUCUUAAUUUAUUACACAGGAGAGGGUUUUCUAAGCUAAGCUGCCAGUGAUUUCCUGGACUACAACUCUUGAUGAUCUUGGUAUCUCCCCUGCCAGAAGAGAAAAAUGAAGACAGGAAAUUUUGAAAUGGUCACCAUGCUGCUGUCAGCUAUGAUUCUAAUGAAUAUCUUCCAGGUAAAGGCUAAUAUGUUAGACAUGGCAGAUAAUGCAUUUGAUGAUGAAUACCAGAAAUGUACUGAGAGGAUGGAAUUCAAAUUUGUUCCCCAACUGCUCAAGGAAGAAAAAGCAAGCCAUCAGCUCUUUGAGGAUGUGUGGGAAAAUGCAAAAACCAAAUGGGAAGCUCAGAAGACUCAGCUCUCUCUCCCUAUGACGUUUAAGGAUAACCAUGGAAUAGCCCUGAUGGCAUAUAUUUCUGAAGCUCAAGAGCAAACUUCCUUUUACCAUCUGUUCAAUAAAGCUGUGAAGAUGGCUGGCCAAUCUCGAAAAGAUUAUAUCUAUGGCUUCCAAUUCAAAGCUUUUCAUUUUUACCUGACCAAAGCCCUGCAAUUGCUGAGAAGACAUUGUGAGGAUAGCUACAAAGAUGUGGUGUAUAGCACAAUCCAGGGUACUUCAUUUACCUUCGGAGGGCUAAACCAAGCCAGAUUUGGCCAUUUCACCUUGGCACAUUCAGACAAACCUCAAGCAGCAAGUGACGAACACAUUCUGUUAACCAUUCACACAUGCUUUGGGGUUGCCAUUGGAAAAUUUUUUGAUAAAGAAAACGAAAGUGGAAGAAUCAUUAUAAUACCUCUGAAUGAGAUUUUUCAUGUGUCAAAGGAUGGGACUAGCAAUAAUCUUAUCCUUCGAAGCACAAAUAAGACCUGCAGCCAUUAUGAGUGUGCAUUUCUAGGAGGACUAAAAAUGGCAAAUUGUGUUGAGAAAACAGAAUAUUCUCUACCUAUCAAUGUUGCCAGCCCUGGUGAUCAGAAACAGGAGCUUGAAGACCCUGGAAUGAAAAGCCGGGAGUCCACUGUCUCACCUGGUAUGAAGAGCCAUGAACCCAUCCAAAUGCCUGAAUAUAAAAGUCAAGAAGACAUCAAUAAACCUACUCCAGCUCCAGCUCCAGCACCAGCGCCAGUGCCAGUGCCAGCUCCAGCUCCACGUCCCAAAACCCAUCACUCUGCAUCCUCUGGCAAAAUGCUCCUUCCACCAUUUGGGGCAAUCAUCAUUUUAAUCAGCGCUUCUUCUAUAUAUCUCUUUGUUAGUCUGUAAUCAGCUAUAUUCUUUAUUAUUUGAAGUAUACUACAGGGAUCCCACAGGAAAUGAUCAAAAUGAAUGUUAUAUUUUUCACUUGUUGGCCAAAGUCAGUUGAUAAAAUGAGAAUUGCAUAUGUUAUUCACUUUUCAAAUUUACAAAGUUUGUCCAGUUAUGUUGUAGAAUCAUUUUCACUUAUUUGUGUAUUAAUCUUAUUGUAAAAAUGUUAUUUCUGGUUGAAUUCAAUAAAAGAUUUAAGAUUAUUAUAUAUAAUUUCAGACUUGCCAAUAUGAAAAUAUCCAAUGUUAGUGGUUAACAUGAAUUUAAUCCAUAAAUAAGAAUUUUUUUCGGGGGGGGAUGGAUAAAAAUUAUAGUUUACAUUUAGUAUUCUGUAUAUUAAUUUCAGGUGUACAGCAUAGUGGUUAAACAAUAGUGUACUUUAAAAAGUGGUCCCCUCCAUAUUCAAGUAUUCAUCUGGCUGUAAUUUACAUCCCUGCACCUACCAAUUAGUAUAUCUUAAUCCCAUCACCUUUUUACCCACCCCUCCAAUCCCUCUGGUAACCUUUAUGAGUGUUUCCAUCAUACAAGUGAAAUCAUAUGGUAUGCCUUUCUCUGACUUAUUCCACUUAGCAUAAUGCACUGUAUUUAAAAAUGUAGCAAAAAAUGUAGGUCAUCAUGCUGCUGCAAAACAUUUUAAAGAUGAUCUACUUAUCCUUAAAGACUUUUGACUUCAAAUAGUAUCAUCCCUCAAAAUAUAAACUUUAUAUUUCUGUAAACACAAGUUUCCAAGUAUUUCACAUACAUAGUGCCUAAUUUGAAUCUCAGGAAAAUAGUACUGUAUAUGUAUGCUAAAUAAGCAAAGGAAAAUGAGGUGAUAGAGCAUACUACCCUUUUUCCUCUGGGUAUUGUAGUGGUUCACUAGAGACUGAUUUAGGCCAGGGGCUUUGGUAACUGACAGUUGUUCACAUGUUGCCAAUAUUUCAAAAAGGAUUUGAAAAAUAAAAA